GUCCCCGAUAAAUAAGUACAUACCACACCUUCUCUGCUCCAUAACCCUCCAAAGCUCGCCAUGGCUAUCAUCGAGGCCAUUCCGGGCCUCGAAGUGUCAGUGGACGUCAAUGGCGAACGCGCCCAGGAGUAUGACGAUGCCGACGGUUUGGAGGAGGACGUGAGCACGAGGAGAGCACGGUAUCGGAGGUUUGUAUACAUCGAGUCCAAGAGCGACGCUCUCUUCUCCGUCAAACUGCGCCUGCCGAAUACCAUAAGGCUGUCCACGCCUUCUAACGCCCUAGCCUACAAGAUUUACGUGGAUGGCGCAAACAAGGCUUACUACACGCACUUCCUCAACGGUGGUCUUGAUCGCCCUCAUGUGAUUGACGGCGCACAUGAUAUGGAUCCGGCCACCGGCCAGGUUCUGCUGAAGAAGUUCAAGUUCGCUCCCGUCACAACCGUCGACGAUGCCGACGCGGCACGUGUGAGGAACGAUGUCCAAGCUGCGAAGAAUCUCGGUGCUAUCCAGGUCCGAUUCUACCGGGUGAAUGCUGAAACCACUCCACAUGACAUCAGAGUUCAUGUCUCGGUUCCCGACGGCUCCAGCGAACUGGCUGAAAAGGCUCUCAAAGGCCGCGCAAUUUCACAUAAAGCCUCACACGUUAACGGCGGCUAUGUGCGACCACCAAAGGCAGUAAAUAUAACCAAACAGAUAGAUAAGGAACCUCUGGCUGUCUUCAAUUUCAAGUACCGAUCUCGUGAGGCUCUGCGGAGUGAAUUGGUCAUUCCGCGGUCCCUAAGUCCGAAUCCCGUGGAGAGAACGUCACCAGAUAGGAUUCGUGGCGCAGGAGACGUCCAGGAGACACUGGCUUCGAGGGAGCCUGCCAUUGUGAAACGGGAACAGAAACCCCGAAUUAAGAGAGAGGUAGAUGAAGUACGUGACUUCACAGCGAUUCGGUCCGAGAGACAAUGGAAAUAUGUCAAGCUUGAGAAUGGGACACGGGCCGUGGAUCUCACCGACGAUGACUAGCGCGAAUGUUUCUUUUUGCCGGGGACUAUGAAGACGAGCACCUCAGAUAUCCUUUCUCGUUGGAGACUGUUAUAUGAGGCUUGGGUGGUAUCUAAUUAAGAGGGGUAGAAAAGUGUUGAAUGGCGUACAGUAUC
Molecule: messenger RNA, 1145 nt
Organism: Sodiomyces alkalinus F11
Lineage: Eukaryota; Fungi; Ascomycota; Sordariomycetes; Glomerellales; Plectosphaerellaceae
Exons: 6
Coding region: 61-1011 (316 amino acids)
Source: RefSeq, a predicted model, not a curated record